GCUCGGCAAAUUUUUUUUGUCAGUAAUUUUUAAUAAAAUUUUGUUAUAUGUUUUCUGGAUUGAUAGGAAUUCUCAUUUCCUGGCUAGUUAUGUUGGUGUCCGCGUCAUGUAAUCUGACUGCGACACACUUAGCAUAUUGGUUGUAAUGAUUAGUGUUUCAUGCUGAAUGCGUCAAAACAUCUCUACAAUGAAGAAGAUGGGGUAGUUGGGGGAAGCUGCAGCUUUCGACAUAGUGUCAUUCAAUGAAGACUACCUCAAAAUGUGGCUAUUUUCGUGUGAAGAACAGUACUAUUUUACAAAAGAAUGCUAUCAGUACAUGGGAAUCACCUAUAAAUGCCAACAGAACAUAAAACCAAUGUGUAAACGAACGGCUACGGAACUGCAAUCCAACAUAACCGACUAACAUGGACGGAAAUGACCUUUGAUUGUCUCACUCCAUCAAUGACCUUGAGCAUGCGGGAUAAUUUCAGCCAAUAAAUCCAGCCGUUAAAAAGAUAUUGGAUUAGUCGUUAUUUUGAAGUAGCUCGCUACUGUAGCCUUUGUUGUUUCCAAGAUGGCUGUAGGGGAUAAUCAGGAUUCAUCUAGAAACAAUUCUGAAACUACGAGUAACGUAGAAAAAAUGGACUGUGACCAAGAUGAUCAGAGUAUGCUCUUGGCAAUGGUAAUAAAUAUACCAACACCUCCUGGACCACAAUGUUACUGUAUGAUGCCACGUGAUUAUAACAGACCGGAUUUUCAGUGUAGCGUCUGUUAUAAGUGGUUUCACCUGGAAUGUAUUGCUUUCAACAUAGGGAAAGCUUUACCAUUUCUUACUGCAUACCACUUCAUGUGUAAAAGGUGCAAUGCUAUUGGAGAGGAGGUUUUUUCUAGGAAGCAGGCUAAUUUUACCGUUAUGUGUCAAACGGCUUUGGCAAAUUUAAUGCUGAGGCAUGGUGGUCGUUUAUACUUUAUGGAAACUAAGGAACUCAUACCAUUUCUUGAGGAAUGUUGGGAAGAACUCACAACACAGCCAAGAAAGUCCAAUAAUUCCUGGUAUCCGAACAUCCAUAAAACUUUGACUAGUAGUGAUGUUUUCAAAACUGUAGAAACGCCAGACGAUCUUUACGUGUGCUUAUCAAAUACGGACCUCACAAAAAUUGGUCCGAGUUAUGAUCGAUUUCGUGCUCUUACAAGCCAGUUGCGGACGAAUAUUACUAAACUGGGUGUCCCGUCCGCAAACAUUCCCACCAAUGUGUCGCAAAAUCAGUCUUCUUUGUCGGGGGCUAGCUUUGAUGCUGUAGAUCAGUUCCUGCAUCAUUCGUCAACUGGCAACCAGUUUCCUUUCAAUGGUGAAACUGAUGUUGUGGAUCAACCUACUUGGCGUAAACGCAGAUCUCCAGGUAGUGGUUUAUUCGGUGGAAUGGGCACUUUUUCUGUAACAUCUUUUAUGCCUGGCGCAUCUUUAGAAGGUAAAAUUUCUACUGAAGUUUCAACGUUCCCUGGUAUGAGAGCUUCUGCGUCAUCCAAUGAAGUAAAUAAUGCUUCUCCAAGUGGCUUGGUGCGUUCAACCCGCCGAGCUACUUCAGCAUCUGUUCUUGGUGGGACUACCGCAUUGAGUGGAGCUGCAGUUUCUGAUGAAGGACGUGUAAAGUUGAAUGCUUUGGGGUUCCCAAUAGAUCAUGCGCUAAAUAGAGAGGGAUAUCGUUACAUUUUAGUUGAACCAGACAAGCAUGCUCCUGGUCGAGAGCAGUGGGAUGAAUGUGAAUUCACAGCUGGAAAGCCCAUACCUGGCUUAUUUUACCGUGUGUUUAUAUGUUCACAAGUGGUCUUGUCUCUGAGUGAUCGUGCGAAUCACUUGAAAGUACACGAAUCUCAGUUAUCAGUUACUGGUGAUAAAGGCUACUGUAUGUGUCGAGCCACUCACAGCGUUCACUCGGGUACCUGGUAUUUUGAAGCAACCAUCACAGAACAACCAGAAGGUUCUGCAACUCGAAUCGGCUGGUCUCAAAUGUAUGGUAACUUACAAGCACCUUGUGGUUUUGACAAAUUUAGCUAUUCCUGGCGUUCACGUCUUGGCACUGUAUUUCAUGAAUCUCACGGUAAACACUAUACGAAUGGUGGAUAUAAAAAGGAUGAUGUCAUUGGCUGUUUAAUUCAUUUGCCGUCAACAGUUGGCCCUUUCACACCGAUAGAAAACCAAGCGUCAAAACCUCCCACACCUCAAUUGAAUCCAUUUUCUCCCAUUAUGGAUGACCUUCAUGCUAGCAUAACUGGUACGCUUAAGUCAAUGAAUUCAAUGAUGAAUUGUAGUAAUAAUAAUUCACCUGCACCUACUUUUCUUCCUGAAACUUACAAAGACCGUCCUUUGAUCAGGUUUCGGAGUUCCUUCUACUUUGAAGAAAAAGAUGAUCCAAGUAAAGCUGAGAAAUCACUGCAUCCACUGCCGGAUAGUAAGAUUGUAUUUUAUCGUAAUGGCGAGUGUAUGGGGACAGCUUUCACGAAUAUCUACGCGGGUAGUUAUUAUCCAGCAAUAUCAAUAUUCAGGGCAGCCACAGUUUCUGUCAAUUUUGGUCCAUCCUUCAAAUAUCCCCCAAAUGAUUUUCCAGACUGGCAACCGAUGUCCGCUCGUGUUGUAAGCGCUUCUGUUGAACAGACUCUUGCAGAUUUGAUUUAUUUAGUAGAAAAAGAAGGAUUUGUUGAAAGUACAAUCAAUUCAUGUGUUCCGAGACUGCGUUAACAGCUUAGAGAGAGAGAAAUUAUUGCCAUUAUUGCUUUAUUAUAAAUUAUAUAUGUAUAUAUAUUCCAUCUUCUAUUUUGACAAACAACACAUUUUGUACCUUGAAUUCAUCAUCCGUCCCGUGAAUAACGCACUGAAUGUGAAGUACACUCAUGUCAGGUGUUUGCAUUAUUUUCAUUCGCAAACUCUCAUGAGUUUAUUUACAAUUAACUUUUUGCUGUAUAUUAUUAUUAUUAUUGUUAUUAUUUGGAUCUUCGUGACGC
Trichobilharzia szidati is the source of this 2979-nucleotide messenger RNA. NCBI's taxonomy places the organism in Eukaryota, Metazoa, Platyhelminthes, Trematoda, Strigeidida, Schistosomatidae. The record is from the annotation of a GenBank genome assembly.